CAUCAACUACCGCUGCGACGCCCUUAGCAAAAGCCGCAAAGGUCGGGCUCAUGCAGGAGGCUCAGCCUGAUCCGUCUUCUUCAUUGUCGCUAAAGAGAGGACCUGGACAGAAAGGCGUCUAUGGCCAGUCAGCAGCUAUUCAAGUACAAAAAAGUCCAGUUGAGGAAAUCCGUCCUUCAGAUGGACUGCUCCUUAGCCUUCCUAGCACAUUCCGUCCACCAAACCAUGAACUCGUAAGAACUCAACUGCCCCCAGCUCUCGGGCUCCCGGUGAGUCGUGAGUAUCAGCUGAGGCAGCCUUUCCCAGGGCCCAGCAGGCAAGGAGUGGAGGAUGUGGACGGAGAAGGGGUCAGGGUUGGGACGGGGGUCAGCAAGAUCGCCGAGCAGGGCAGCGGAAGCGGCAGGAGCAGCGUGUCGACGCACAACAGGUCGACUCGCAGAGGGUCCCCCAGGCCGAGCACUCACGACCGCUUCGACAUCAACGAACACCUGCCCUGGAUGAUUGUACUGCUGCUCCUGCUCGUUCUGGUUGUAAUUGUGGUGUGCAGCGUGAAGAGGAGCUCUCGGGUGCUGAAGAAGGGCCCGAUGCAGGAUCCCAGCAGCAUAGUGGAGAAGGCUAUUCAGAAGAAGCCGUCGACCCCGCAGAGGGCGCAGGUCAAAGAAAAGUGGAUCUACUACUCCAACGGACAGGGGGUGGACAUCCUGAAGCUGGUUGCUGCUCACGUCGGAACCCUGUGGAUUGACAUCUAUCAGCUGCUGGCUAAUGCUACAGAGCGUGAGAUAACGGCCUUCUCCAACGGCUACUCGUCCGAUCACGAGCGGGCUUACGCGGCUCUGCAGCACUGGACCAUACGGGACAGCGACGCCAACUUGGCCAAGUUGAUAAAUGCCCUGCACCGACAACGGCGCAUCGACGUAGUGGAGAAGAUACGCUGUGUCAUGGAGGACAACCCGCAGUUUGACCUCAGCCAGCUCAUGACGUCUUCGAGUGUGACCCAUAGUCCCGUCCACAAGAGCCUGGAGUCUCCCAGCAGUGUGGGCAGUGGCAGUAACACCAGCAACAACAGUGGUGCCUGCGUUGUGGGUGUGGAGCAGUCACCCGUGGACCGCGUUAAAGGCUUCUUCCCCGAUGAGUCGGAGCCUCUUUUACGCUGUGACUCCACCUCGAGCAAAGACUCCGCCCUCAGCCGGAACGGCUCCUUUAUAACCAAAGAGAAAAAAGACACUGUGCUCCGGCAGGUGCGCCUUGACCCUUGUGACCUGCAGCCCAUUUUCGACGACAUGCUCCACAUCCUGAACCCCGAGGAGCUCCAUCUGAUCGAGGAGAUCCCAGCUGCCGAGGACAAGCUGGAUCGUCUUUUCGAGAUCGCCGGCGUGAAGAGUCAGGAGGCCAGUCAGACACUGCUGGACUCGGUCUACUGCCACCUCCCUGAUCUGUUAUAGUAAACAGAACGGGACCGAACUUUGACCUGGCAGCAGAUGGAAUUCCACACACUGACUCUCGUCGCGGACUUUUCCGACUUCUUUACUAAAAUCGAACGUGUCUUCAUCUUCCAUUGGUCCUCUUCUGUGGAGUCCACUCCCGCAAACUUCCAUUCUCUGUGGAAACACCGGGUUAACGAUCACCUUAGUACACGCACAUCUUUCACCGCGCUCACGGUCCACACACGCAGCCAUGCUUUAAAGGUGCUUCUACGUGAGUAUCACUUCCUGUAAAAACUUCAUGUGAGAAGAAAAUGUAAACGCAGCAAAGAUCAAGACUGGCACUUUCUCACUCAUACCCGAACAAAAUUUCAUUUAAGUUGCGUCAAACUGUACCACAAAACACGUACAGUGUGAUUCAAGAUCACAUUGGUAAAAAAACGUGGGUUUAGGGUUUUUGUUCCCAGGUGUGAAGUGAUCCAUAAAACAUGUGCCUGAAAUGUUCUUACCUCUAAGCUGUUUUGUUCUUCCUGUUGUAGUUUUUUGUUUGUUUGUUUGUUUAUCAACAGUUAAUACCUGGGGUUUUUUUUUUUUUAAUAUACCUUGACAUUAGUCUACCAAACCAACAGGUGGCAGCAUUGCAAAAGAAUAUUGACGAACAUCGGUCUAUACAGUAGCAGAAAACAUGAUCUGACACGACAAAAGAUAUAUUCCUAUAUUUGAUCAGUUUAAUAUAUAAAUAUAUAUAUAAUUUUGUUUUUUAAUUCUGGGUGCACGGUGCAUGAAACGCUGUUAGUCUGUCUUUCUGCACAGUUCUCAGGUUUUUUUUUGUUUUUUUUGGUCAGAUUUCUGUUGUUACACACCUUUACUAUCUACGGAGUGAUCUCCAUUCGCUUAAGUACUACAUUUUUGUCGCGCCGACCUAAAGAGCAGCAUGUAGAUAAUAAUAAACUGUCACACUGAUGCACUGAUGUUUUCUAACAAACAGGCAGACAUUAUUUGUUUUAUUCUUGACUUUCUGUUAUAGCAUUUUUCACAUAUAUUCUCAUUAUC
Molecule: messenger RNA, 2474 nt
Organism: Cynoglossus semilaevis (tongue sole)
Lineage: Eukaryota; Metazoa; Chordata; Actinopteri; Pleuronectiformes; Cynoglossidae
Gene: tnfrsf21
Product: tumor necrosis factor receptor superfamily, member 21
Exons: 5
Coding region: 51-1442 (463 amino acids)
Biological process (GO): neuron apoptotic process; negative regulation of B cell proliferation; negative regulation of T cell proliferation
Cellular component (GO): plasma membrane
Molecular function (GO): protein binding
Source: RefSeq, a predicted model, not a curated record